AUGUGUGAAUUUGCGUCAACCUCAACUCUUCGUCAAUUUGAGGUUGUACUUGGUGGCGGUUCACUGUUUGUGAACGCACACUGGAUGGCUGAAAUAUCUCCCUACUUUAAUAGGAUCUGCUUUGAUAGAAAUUUUACGGAAGCUCGCGAAGGGUGUGUACACAUUAAGGAUGUUGACUAUGCUGACGUUGUAGCUAUGUUGGAGUACAUCUGCCCUGAUGCAAAUUAUUUGCGGCAGAAACGUAUUGGAGAUACCAACUUGGCUGCUCUCAUCCAUUGCUCUCACCGGUUCCAAAUCCCCUCAUUACAACGGGAACUGUACCAGUACCUGGAAAAUGAACUCCCUUCUGAAGAUUGCAAAUUGAAACCGGAAACUCUUGCAGAUGCAAUUGCUGAGGCAUUAAACGCGCAUUUUAGUCCCAAAUUCAUAGCACACAUGUACAAAAAAUUCGGUGAACAUGGUCUGGACAAAAUGCAAGAAGCCUUAAAAAAUAUGCCAAAUCCUCUAGCUGAAACAAUUUUGAGUGAAGCACGCAAAUACACGCCAGUAAUCACUCAAGAGCCAAUAUCCUCCUCAUAUCAUUGGAAUGACUUCUCUCGACGAAUGUUCUUCUAG
This is a messenger RNA of Strongylus vulgaris, 615 nucleotides long. NCBI's taxonomy places the organism in Eukaryota, Metazoa, Nematoda, Chromadorea, Rhabditida, Strongylidae. The record is from the annotation of a GenBank genome assembly.